Molecule: messenger RNA, 1542 nt
Organism: Blastomyces dermatitidis ER-3
Lineage: Eukaryota; Fungi; Ascomycota; Eurotiomycetes; Onygenales; Ajellomycetaceae
Product: bleomycin hydrolase
Exons: 5
Coding region: 1-1542 (513 amino acids)
Biological process (GO): response to toxic substance; proteolysis; L-homocysteine catabolic process
Cellular component (GO): cytoplasm
Molecular function (GO): cysteine-type aminopeptidase activity
Source: RefSeq, a predicted model, not a curated record
AUGGGUGCAGGCCAGUCCAAGGAGGCCGCUGCGGAGGCUGUUGACCACGAGAAGCAGGAGAUUGCAAAAGGCAUGUCCAAGUUGGAGGUGUCGGAGAGGAUGCAGGAAGGCCUGGAGUCGGGCUAUGUUUAUGUUGAUGAGGAACCCCCGGCCUACUCCUCGUCGGGAAGGGAGAUCGAUUUGUCCAUAUCAGAGACGAGGCGUUGGAAGAAGGAAUUGCUGGCAGAUCCCAAGAACCGCCUCGCCUUAUAUGCUCUGUCCGCCAACUCCCCCACCACCAUCAUAGCCAAUCACGCAGCAAAAGUUGCAGAUGCUCAGGUCUUCAACGUCAAGAUCCCGCUCGAGGGCUCGCCGAUCACCAACCAGUACUCUUCGGGCCGCUGCUGGCUGUUCGCGUCGACCAACGUGUUCCGCGUGGCUCUGAUGAAGCUGUACAAUCUGAAGAGCUUCGAGUUGAGUCAAACAUAUCUAUUCUUUUGGGAUAAGAUUGAAAAAGCCAAUUGGUUCCUGGAGCAUGUCAUUGACACGGCCGCUGAGCCGCUGGAUGGUAGGUUGGUGCAGAGCCUAAUGUCAAGUCCCGUGUCGGAUGGCGGCCAGUGGGAUAUGGUCACGAAUUUGGUUGGGAAGUAUGGCUUGGUUCCCAAAGAGUUGUGCCCUGAUUCCUAUAAUGCGAAAAACAGCUCCUUCCUGGGCAAGCUCGUCACCACAAAGCUGCGUGAGGAUGCGCUUGUCCUGCGUAAAAUGGCAACGAGCGAGGAUCCUUCUACCAGGGCGUCCAUCGGCGACGCGAAGAAAAAGUUUCUACAAGAAAUCCAUUCAAUUCUGACCAUUUUACUUGGACCGGCACCGUACCCUCAACAGAGAUUUCACUGGGUGUAUUACGAUACGAAUGGCAAAUUUCACAAACUAUCCACGACGCCCUUGGACUUUGCAUCGAGUCUUUCAAGUAGUGAAGGGCUUAGGGCAUGUGAGGGGACGGAUGUGAAUGAGCUUUUUAGCUUGGUCAAUGAUCCAAGGAACCCCUACAAACGGUUAUUGACUGUGGAUCGGCUGGGUAAUGUUGUCGGUGGCCGACCGGUAACUUAUGUCAAUGUUAAUAUGGAGACAAUGAAAGCUGCCGCGAUCGCCAUGCUCAAAGCGGGCAUCCCUGUCUUCUUCGGCAGCGACGUGGGGAAAUACUCCAGCUCCUCAUCAGGAAUCAUGGAUACUGCCUUGUAUGAUUACUCUCUGGGCUUCAACGUCAAUCUAGGCAUGAGCAAGGCCGAGAGAUUGCAAACGGGCGAGUCAUCCAUGACGCAUGCCAUGGUUCUGACGGCCGUGCACAUUGGGGACGACGGCAAGCCCGUGCGCUGGCGUGUGGAGAACUCAUGGGGCGAUGACAAGGGCGACAAGGGCUGGUUCGUUAUGACGGAUAAAUGGAUGGAUGAGUUUGUGUAUCAGGUUGUUGUUGACCUGCAGUUUGUGAGCCGGGAGGUGAGGGAUGUGUUGAAGCAGACGCCGAUAAAGCUGCCGCUAUGGGACCCGAUGGGGGCCCUGGCUUGA